Neurospora hispaniola is the source of this 996-nucleotide messenger RNA. Its product is annotated as ubiquitin-related domain-containing protein. The coding region runs from base 74 to 850 and encodes 258 amino acids. Gene Ontology annotation, cellular component: cytoplasm; nucleus. Gene Ontology annotation, molecular function: protein binding; protein tag activity. The transcript has a single exon. NCBI's taxonomy places the organism in Eukaryota, Fungi, Ascomycota, Sordariomycetes, Sordariales, Sordariaceae. Gene Ontology annotation, biological process: protein modification process; mRNA splicing, via spliceosome. The record is from RefSeq and is a predicted model, not a curated record.
AUUUACACCCCAUCAUUCUUCCCUUCUUCUUCCCUUUACAACAAGAAACUACAAAACCCCCACAACUGCCGUCAUGGCAGACUCGGACCGACCAAGGUCGCGUUCGCGAUCACCAUCGCGCAAACCAAAAAUCAACACAGGGGGAUUCAAAUGGAAGCAAAAGUCCAGCACCAGUUAUGACGACAACCAAGACCGCGCCGGUCUGCAGCGCGGCUACAGGGACCGCUCACCCAGGAGGAAUCGUGAUCGGGAUGAUGAUCGCAACAGAGACAGAGACUUUGGUCGAGACCACGACCGCUCACCACGCAGGAGAGAUGACCGCGACCGUGAUAGGGACCAAAGAGGAGGAGGAGGAGGAGGAGGAGGAGGAGAUCGCUACAGGGACAGAGACAGGAGAGACCGAUCCCGCGACCGCCGCGACCGCUCACCAAGGAGAAGAGACGACGGCGACAGAUACCGUGACCGUGACCGUGAUCGUUCACCCCGCCGCAACAACAACAGCUCACCUCGCCGCGACCGAGACCGAUCCCCUCGUCGUGACCGCCCUGACCGGCCCAAGAAAGAAAAGCCAGCAGCAGCAGCUCCUGCCCCAACAUCAGGUGGCGGUGGAGAAGAAAUGAUUAUAGUAACAGUCAACGACCGACUCGGUACCAAGGCGCAAAUCCCCGCUUUCCCCUCGGACACGAUCAAGCAGUUCAAGGUCAUGGUGGCGAUGCGGGUCGGUCGCGAGCCGCAUGAGAUCCUGCUGAAGAGGCAGGGCGAGAGACCGUUUAAGGAUCAGCUGAGCUUGGCGGACUAUGGAGUUAGUAACGGGGUGCAGAUUGAUUUGGAGGUUGAUACUGGUGAUUAAGGGAACCCUAAUGGGGGAAUGACAUGUCGCGUCGUGGAUACCCAGGUUGGCAAGCCAGCACACCAUUUGUCGUGGUUAGAGUUAUAUGGCGAAAACGUUGGAAUUAUUGUAUGGACUUUGCGUGGAAAUGAUACGAGACAGGACUU